AUGAGGAUUCUUGCGGUUUUUCUUGCGAUACUCCAGCUAACUCGCGCCGACGGCGAAGUCUCGAAUUGUGAUUACAUCGGACUCGUCAAAUGCUUUAUUACGGUCCUUGACGACUGGGCAUGGACUUUGUACGAAUUGCGCGACAAUGUUGUCACCAUUCAACCGGAUCAAUGCGAGCACCUGCAGACUUUGGACAAGUGCAUUAAGGGCGAAGGCGCGGAAAACCAUCAAUGCACGCAUAAAGAAAUUAUCGAGGUGUCCAACACUGUCUCGGAUCUGCUCACCCAUCGCAAAAACUCGGGAUCUUUUCUCAGGAGUUACUACCUUUUGACCUAUGCCUGCUCUGCUGAAGGCCAAGAUAUUCUCUCGAGACAUCGCGAGUGCUUGAAAACGGAAAAAAUUGGGGAGAUGACAUUGUCUGCUGGUAACUAUCUGAGUGAGAAGUUCCUUGAGCACAGUACUGAUGCCGAUGUUUGCGAUAAAGUCAACGAGAAGCUUCAAGAAUACAUUGGAGCCAUGUCUGGAUUGUGCAGCAAGCAUGAAGCUGCUCAACUUAUGUGUCAAUCGCUCAAGAAUAUGUUCACUGGACUUCAUGCUGACAAACUUGACAAAUGUGCCUUGGACUGCAAGAUUCCCCACGAUCCAGCUGAGGAAGAAAAUGCCGUGCCAUUGCAGUCGGAGUUGCAAGAUUCACAAGCCAUUGAGCAACAACAAUCGGAGCAAGAUGCCCUUAAGCCCGCUGAUUCGACCCAAAUCUUGACUCUCUGGAUACCAAUUAUCAUCAUUCUUUUCCAGCGACGAUAA
This is a messenger RNA of Caenorhabditis bovis, 804 nucleotides long. The record is from the annotation of a GenBank genome assembly. NCBI's taxonomy places the organism in Eukaryota, Metazoa, Nematoda, Chromadorea, Rhabditida, Rhabditidae.